CUUCUACAAAAUAGCCUCAAACUGCCUUCCAGACUCUGUGUCCACAACUUGAUUAUUUGCUGUUCCCAGCAGCACUUCAGGGAGAAAAAGUGGGUGACUGUGGGUGACACGUCCCUUAGAAUAUUUAAAUGGGUUCCUGUGACAGACAGCAAGGAGAAAGAGAAGUCAAAAUCCAACAGUUCAGCAGCCCGGGAACCUAAUGGCUUUCCCUCUGAUGCCUCAGCCAAUUCCUCUCUCCUCCUUGAAUUCCAGGAUGAAAACAGCAACCAGAGUUCUAUGUCUGAUGUCUAUCAGCUCAAGGUGGACAGCAGCACUAACUCGAGCCCCAGCCCCCAGCAGAGCGAGUCCCUGAGCCCCGCACACACCUCUGACUUCCGCACUGAUGACUCCCAGCCCCCCACGCUGGGCCAGGAGAUCCUCGAGGAGCCCUCCCUGCCUGCCUCAGAAGUCGCUGAUGAGCCUCCCACUCUUACGAAGGAGGAACCAGUCCCGCUAGAGGCCCAGAUGGUCGAGGAGGAGGAGGAGGAGGAGGAGGACGACUCUGGUGCCCCGCCCCUGAAGCGCUUCUGUGUGGACCAGCCUGCAGUGCCGCAGACAGCCUCCAAAAGCUAGCACUGCCCAGCGCGCUCCUCUUGACCCUGCCUCUAUUUAUUGCAUUCUGGCUCUGGCCGUGCGGUGUCACUGGGGUUAGGGCAGCACCGGGGCCCAGAGCCUGCACACAGGAGCCUUCCGGGCUGGACAGCCGGCGUAGGACCUGGGGUUGUAGUGUCAUCAACCUGUUCCUGGCACCUGUGCCAGCUUGCUCCUAGGAAGAGUGCUUUUGUCCUUUUAGCACCCAAGCAGGCUGGAGCCUCAGCCAUUCCAAGGUUCGUUUGUCACCUCCUGGUAGCAUUCUCUGCUCCAGAACCUCUGGACGGAGCUGCUGGUGCUUCUUCAGGAGAAAGAUGUGGAAGGCACCCCUGCGGGGAGAGUGCCUCGGUUACUUGAACUUGAACUAAGACUGUAGAUUGUGGGACUUCCUCAGGGCCGGGGCCCUGUGGUCCCCUUUGAAGGACUGGGUAGAGACGUAGGCAGGCUGGGGAGGCUCCUUUCCCCAGGAAGGAAGGGCCUUUCUUACACAAGGCCACAAGUCCUUGGAGGUUUCUUGCCAUCCUGGCCCUUCUGCCUGGUCCUCAGGAGGUGCCACCUCUCCUGGGCCCUUCCGCUGCCAACAGCCCUGUCCCCUAACUGUCCUGGCCCCACGAAUGCACACACGCAGCUUCCUGUCUCCACCUGUACGUUUCAUUCCAGUGUCCCUGCCUCCUGCUACCACUGACCCCAGCAAGGAUUGUGGUUCUGACAACAGUACACACCCUCACAUUACUCCUCAGCUCAGACUUUAUAGACCCUUUCUUUGAAAUCUGCAUGUUUAAUGGAACUUUGUGAUUUUAUUUUUUGUUUAAAAAAAGUUUAAGAAAAUGGAAAUGGGCAACAACAAGUGAAGACUUAUUUUAGCACUGAAUAGAAUA
Fukomys damarensis (Damara mole-rat) is the source of this 1508-nucleotide messenger RNA. RefSeq names its product BAF chromatin remodeling complex subunit BCL7B (gene Bcl7b). The transcript has 6 exons. The annotation marks the transcript as partial. Lineage: Eukaryota; Metazoa; Chordata; Mammalia; Rodentia; Bathyergidae. The record is from RefSeq and is a predicted model, not a curated record.